Messenger RNA from Paramuricea clavata, 477 nucleotides. The record is from the annotation of a GenBank genome assembly. NCBI's taxonomy places the organism in Eukaryota, Metazoa, Cnidaria, Anthozoa, Malacalcyonacea, Plexauridae.
GACAAAGAUGAUAUUGAAGUCGAUGUUCUGAACACACUUUUGUUUGAUGAGUCAUCACCUGUCGAAAAUUUAGUUGAAACUUGUUUCCCGGUGUCUGAGCAAGUACAAGAGAAAAAGUUGUUGAAAGACACAUGCAGAAAUAUUACACUAGUUGCAGACUAUGAACUCGAGAAGCUGAAAGAAACAUGUAUACCAAAUAAUACAAGGAUUAACAUGAACUGGGCUGUAAGAACUUGGAAAGAAUGGGCAGAGAAAAGUAAGCUGCAAGAUGGAGCAGUACUAGCCCAAGGCCAGUUGUAUACACUUGUGAAUACUGAUAUUGUUGAACUCAAUGACGAAGAAUUGAAUUAUUGGAUGAGCAAGAUGGUUGUUGAAGUUCGCAAAAAUAAAGAUGUAGGGGACUUUUAUCCACCAAAUAUGCUAUAUCAGCUGUGCUGUGGUUUACUGCGAUGGAUAAGAGACAGUGGACGUCCAUGA